CAAUGAGAAAGCGGAACGGUAGUCACGUUUUCAGAGCGACUGAAGUGCGCAGGAGCGAAGAAAUAAUGCGACGUUAGGCGGAAGUGCUUUGGGAAGACGGCGGGGAGUUCGCGUACAGCAGAUUAUAAAAAGCAAAGACACAAAGAUCAUAGGGUGAUCGCAAAGAGUGAGGAAGACAAAGUUAUGGAUGCAAGGCGUACAGAAAAGCAAGAUCGACGACACAUUUGAAGUUUGAAAGACCAUAUGGCAUAUGAACAGGAAGAGGCUGUUCAGCCCCUCGACCCUACUCCAUCAUUCUAAAGGAUCAUGGCUAAUCCGAAAUUCCUGAGUUUUCCCAUAACCUUUGAUUACCUACACGUAAGAGUGGUGGAGGCUGUUUGGCAAUGUGGCUGAGGAUGGACUCUGUGACUCCAGCUUGGGUGGGCAGUGUGUUCCUCUUCAUUCACUCUGAUGAAACGGAUUUAUCGGCCUUGUACCAGGAACCCCAGCUACGCCUGAAGAUUUAUAAAGCCCUGAAACUGACACUUGCAGAUGCAGCCGGCAGUUCCGCAGGUUUUGAAAUCCUCAAAAUUUAUGGAAGUGGCUUUGGACUUGAGCUGAAAUUUACAGAAGAAAAGAAAUGCAGGAAUUUUCUUCACAAUUACAGAAAUGACAAACUCCAGCAGGCUUUAGCCUAUCAUUUUGGAAACCAAUGCAUGCCCAACAUUGCCUGUAGGACAGUGCUUAAGGCUGGCACAGUGACAUUGGAUGACAUCCUGGAUAACACAGAAGGCUGUCUAAGGCAUAUCAAAGAGAAUGAGCCCAAUCACCUCCGCGAUGAUGAAAUUUCCAGACUGGAAGAAGACAUCAGGCGAAUGGUCCUUGAAUACAGUUCAAACUGCCAGAGCUCCGAGACACACUGCAGUGUUAAUUCAAAAACCCCAACAGCGGUCUCAACCCUUUCACCAAUCUCACUACCUUCAUCCUCGCCAUCUUCAAUCGAAGCAAAUGGAAGCCUGCUGUGCUCAACUGAUCGUUUUGAAUUUCAAGGUGUUUUAUUUGAUGACCGUGUUUUGACUUCGGAAGAUCAUUACACCUUUGCCAAAACUGUGGGUAGGAAAUGGAAGGAGGUCGGCCGCUUGUUAAAGAAAACCUGCCGAGGUCUUCGGGAUCCUACCAUCGAUAAUAUCGCUUUUGAGUAUGAACGGGAAGGAUUGUAUGAACAAGCAUAUCAACUGCUGCUCAAGUUUAUGCAAUGUGAAGGGAAGAAAGCAACAAUGAGUCGGCUGGUCAAAGUUUUGGAGGAAAGUGAACUGGUUGGAGUCGCUGAGCAGUUGCUGGACACCUCAAGUAAUUAAGGAGGAAAUGUGUGCGACCCAAAGGAAGUUGAAAUAUUUUAUGGUGAGAUGUAAAACUGAGGGGAAAUUGUGGGAACGUAAAGACUUUUAUUACUUGUAUUAAAUUUAAUCAUUCUGCCUGAGGUAGGUCUUGUCUUGGAAGCUGUCCACUUGCUUCAGAAUUCAAAGGAACUUAUUUUUUUAAAUAAUAACUGAAUCUAGUUCUGACUGCUUAUGCAUAUUUUAAUACAUGUUAUAUAAUAUUUUCCAUAUUGAUUUCACGCCAAGAUCUGUAUUAAUUAUGAGAUAGACACAAAUAUUUCUUUAACUAAUCAAUGUCUUCAGAAAUGCUAAUUUUGAUUCUUUUUAACCCACAUCAUUCUGGACUAAUUCCAGAUCUCCAAUGUGAACUUCCCAAUGAUUUCAUUUUAUCUCGGCAGGAACGAAAUUUGCUUUUGUUUGUUCUGAAUUUGCCUUAAAUUAGAUGGUCCCCUUUCGACAUGUUAACACAAACACAUUAGAUGAAAGUCUCUCUGCCAUCUGGCAAUGUAGAAUGAGUUUGAGGAAUUCCUUCCCUUUCCAGGUUAACCGAGGCAUGCAGCAAAAGCAUGUUGCAGAUUCUGCAUCAGGUAGUCUCAUCUUUCUCUCUGCCUCUGCUCGCCGACCUGUCUCUCUGACAGACCAAGGAAUGAUGUGGAAUAAUCUGCUAGGAUUGGAUGCGAAGUGCAUUGUUGGGUGUAAGUAAUUGUUUUGCAGCUUUUCCUCUGCAGUAGCUCUCCUGGGAGAGUUAGAUGUUGAUGUGGGGCAAUUGAAGAGUCCCAUUCCUCUCUUGGUGCGCAAAUGCCAUAUCUUUUCUAAGAUAACACGAGGACAUUAGGAUUGAGGUAUCUUUCUCUCUCCUCCCUCUGCAUUAGAGCCCAUGUUUGAAACCUCUAAAUUGUGAACUCUAGAAGCACCCUUGUCCUUAAACAGGCUGGGCUUUCCUCAUGGAUGUAGAUUGGAUGGAAUAGCUUGCAGUCUUGAAUGUAUAAUUUAGAUGCAGCAUCCCUGUGAGACAUGUACGGUAACAGCCAUUGGGUCGUUCCUAGAAAGAAGCCAGGAGUCUGCAAGCUGGCUGCCUGCAGUAUGUUCCUUAGCAGAAUAUGAAGAAAUUGUGGGUGAGACCAGUGCCCAUUCACUGUCAAAAUUCAGUGAGUGAAACGUGGAAUGAAAUGGCUAAAAAAUAAUUAAAUUUCCUUGGGUAAUUGACAUACUUCACCACCGUAAAUCAGUGACUUCGAUCAUCGACAAAGAGUAGGAAACAUCCAAACUCUCACUUUUUGAUGCUUGUGUGUCUGGAUGGGGAGACCUGCUCAACACUAAACAUCACCCAACUAAUGAUUCUUGAAGAAUUUUGGCCCCUAUUCUUUCAAUACUUCAAUGCAGGAUGGUAAUGGUCACUUUAUAAUUAGAAGUAUUGAUUCCAGUGGCAGUUACAUUUGUUUUAUUGUGCUACUGUGAGAGAGCUCCAGAAGCUCUUUUUUUUUAUAUAAAUGAGUGGUAAAACAUUUGCCAGAAUAUUGACACAGGAAGCUAAAUCCUAGUCUGUAAUCCAGAUGUGUUUCUAUUCAGUGAUAAUGGGAACUGCAGAUGCUGGAGAAUCCAAGAUAAUAAAAUGUGAGGCUGGAUGAACACAGCAGGCCAAGCAGCAU
Stegostoma tigrinum is the source of this 3007-nucleotide messenger RNA. It is a transcript of the gene tradd, whose product is annotated as tnfrsf1a-associated via death domain. Lineage: Eukaryota; Metazoa; Chordata; Chondrichthyes; Orectolobiformes; Stegostomatidae. The transcript has 7 exons. Gene Ontology annotation, cellular component: tumor necrosis factor receptor superfamily complex. Gene Ontology annotation, biological process: positive regulation of canonical NF-kappaB signal transduction; extrinsic apoptotic signaling pathway. The coding region runs from base 384 to 1337 and encodes 317 amino acids. The record is from RefSeq and is a predicted model, not a curated record. Gene Ontology annotation, molecular function: transmembrane receptor protein tyrosine kinase adaptor activity.